Messenger RNA from Cryptococcus wingfieldii CBS 7118, 444 nucleotides. RefSeq lists its product as hypothetical. The record is from RefSeq and is a predicted model, not a curated record. The transcript has 2 exons. The coding region runs from base 1 to 444 and encodes 147 amino acids. NCBI's taxonomy places the organism in Eukaryota, Fungi, Basidiomycota, Tremellomycetes, Tremellales, Cryptococcaceae.
AUGGCUGAAGCAUCUGCUAGUCAAUACCAAAAGGGCGAGAUCGCCGAGCUGAAAGCCACCUCCCUCCAAUUGACAUCUCGCGUAGAUGCCAUCGACGCUCGAUUUCGGCCCCGCCCAUCCUCUCACCCUGAAUAUAUCGAGGUCAAUGCCAGAUUCGACGAUGUAUGCCAAAUGGUCUUGGGCAGGAUCAACCCAAUCGCGAAGGAGGACGAUCCGACUGCAGCGUAUGCCGCGUCCAAACUGUCGGAACUGGUUGAGGAGCAUCUUGGAGAACUGAGCCGGCGCCAGAGGGGGAAGCUGGCAGAGGUUAUUGGAAGGUUUCAGGCAGGAAGGGAUUAUUAUGCUGUGCAGGUCGAUACGAAGAUUAGUCCCAACACUCAGGCAUUCCGGGCGACCAUUUUUGGGUCGUGUGCCAAGGAUCUUCGGAGCCUACUUGAAGGCUGA